GAAAAGAAGGUCAUCGUGCGAUGUACGUCUACGCUAUACGUCUUUCUGUAUGUAUGAAUCUUGUUUAUUGGAUCAUUGCCCCAGGCCCAGUUCAUUGCGAAUAAAAGGCAUUGAUUUCUGUUUACUACUGUGCUUCAGAAGUUUGGGGAAUUCAUAAAUCUUCCAUCAGUUGGUUUUAAUAGACUCAUUACAUUUAGCGUCCUCCGUAUUCGCCGGUUCAUGCCGAAGAGACGGCUUUUUUAAUUGGCAUAGGGUAGCACGGCAUACGGUAGUAGAGGCACGGUAACGGUGCUGGUCUACGCGAGGAGUCCGGCAGGGCAGUGCUUGUCUGCUCUGGUGGAGAAGACGAGCUAGCCGCAGCUGCAGUGUAUACUGUGCUGUAUAUUUUUGUUUUUACACAGAGAUGAAAACAGAAUAGCCAUUCUUCAUCAUGAAGUAUGUUAACCAGUUGACUGUUCUCAUGCUGUACCUGUCGUUCAGAGGUUCUGCAUUUGCAUUAGCUCAAGAGGGUUUGAAUCCAGAUAGCAGCAACCCUCAACGGAAUCCAACCGCUGAAAAGACUGAAAAGGUUUUGCAUCUGGAUGACAAUGCAGACCAAAAUGUUGAUUCUGGAAAGGAUUUAAAUGUGCAAUCAUUAGAGACAGCUGCUCAAUUGGAAGCAGGUGAAGAAGACACUCCAAAAGUAGUCCCAAAACAAUCUGAUAAUCAAGAGCAUACUGGGGCACAAGAAAUUGUGAGAAAACAUAAUUCAAUGCAUUCAGGAAACUCUGAGCAACAUAAGUCUUCCAAUGAAAAAUUAAAGCAGGAGCAAGUAAGGGACCAGAGUGUCACUGACGUAAGGACUAAUAAUGAGCGAUUGCAACAGAAAAGUGAUACAAACGUAAAUCUUAAUCCACAAAAUAUUAUUGAUGCAGCUGUCGAACAUGAUCAAACUGACCAAUCAAGUGCAGCUAGCCAGCAAGUCAGACAAAAGAAUACAAUCCAGGAUCCAAACCAACCUAAUGUGGUGCAGCAACAGUUUUCUCAGGGUAAUGAUCAACAACACAAUCAAAUGCAAAAGCAGCAGCACAUCCAUCCUAUUAGACAACCAAAACAAACUCAGCCAUCUAAACAGGAGGAUCAGGAAGCACAGACUGUAUCUUCACAAGCACAAGGAAAUGUUCCACAACAGCAGCCCAUAUCCGAACAGCCAGUGACUGAUCAAUCACCACAACAACAUAGGUCUACUGAACAGCUACAACAGCCAUCAACAGUAUCACAUGAAAAUAAUAAACAGCAAGAAGGAGAUCCACAGGCGGAAUCAGUUGGUGACCAACAAUCUUCUCAGUCACAAGAACAAGAAGUUAAACUAACACAGACACAAUCCAAAACACCACAAAAUCUUAAUCAACAGAAUAAUGCUCAGACACAUCAAUAUAUAAAGGGUAGCUCUAGAACAGUUGUACAUGGUGAUAAAGUAAAAGAAAGUGCCCCUUCCUCUAGUUCUUCAUAUAACCCUCCUGACACGCAACAGAGCGUCUCUGAUAACCUACUCAAUGACAACCAUCAACAUGAAGGAACUUCUGCUCAAACCGGUCAUGCCACCAUGGAGAAGACAGAGGAAGAUGAUGCAAAGGAAACCAAGGGUGAUACAGCCAUUAGAAUGACCAGUGCAUCCGAAAAUGAGCAAAUCUCAGAUGAUGACAUCAAACCUCUGGCUAGUCCUCCUGUAGAGAAUAAUGAAAAAGAGAAAGUCGAGAAGCCAGUCGACCCAGAAACGCAGGAGAGAUUGAGGAAAGGUGAAGAGCUUUACCAACAAGCUUUGGAACUAAUUAAUUCUACUGAAGACCAGUCUGAUCUAGCAUACAAGCUUCUUGUAAAGGCAGCAUACCUGGAACAUCCUAAGUCUAUGUCAAUGGUCAGUUAUUCCUUCCUGUUUGGUGACAAGCUACCUAUGAACAUAACUGGAGCUUAUGACAUAUUCACCCGUCUUGCUAACCUGGGAGAUCCACGCGGACAAGCAGGUCUUGGUUUCCUGCAUGCUACUGGUGUUGGAUCUAACUCUAGUCAAGCCAAAGCAUUGGUCUACUACACCUUCUCUGCUCUUGGUGGGGAUGCUUUUGGACAAAUGAUGAUGGGCUACCGGUUUUGGUCUGGGGUAGGAGUAGCUCAAAACUGCGAGACUGCUAUGUCAUACUACAAGAGAGUAGCCAGUAAAGUUGCUGACAAUGUGGUGGUUUCUUAAUCAACGAUCCGGGUGGGGGGUAAUAUUAUGGUUCGAGUACGUCUCUUUGAUGAGAAUGAAGAUCUAGACACUGAUGCUGGAAUGCUUGAUGACGAUCUCAUUCAGUAUUAUCAAUUUUUAGCAGACAAGGGUGAUGUCACUGCUCAGGUUGGUCUUGGGCAACUCAACUAUCAAGGUGGACGAGGAGUCCUUCGAAAUCAUCAGAGAGCAUUUGAGUAUUUCACCCAAGCUGCUGAAUCUGGUGAUGCUACAGCUCAAGCCUACCUUGGAAAAAUGUACUCUGAAGGAGGACCUCUAGUAAAACAAGAUAAUGCUACAGCUCUGAAAUAUUUCAAGAAAGCUGCUGAUCAGAAUAAUCCCAUAGGACAGAGUGGACUAGGUCUUCUUUACCUGCAUGGGCAAGGAGUUGAACGGGACCAUGUUCAGGCAUUCCAGUACUUUCAACAAGCAGCAGAUCAAGGUUAUGUAGAUGGUCAACUUCAUCUUGGUACAAUGUAUUAUAGUGGACUUGGAGUAAAACGAGAUUAUAAGAUGGCAGUGAAAUACUUCAAUCAUGCCUCUCAGUCUGGUCACAUCCUUGGUAUCUAUAAUCUAGCUCAGAUGCAUGCUACUGGUACAGGGGUCAUGAGAUCAUGUCAUACUGCUGUGGAGCUGUACAAGAAUGUUGCUGAGAGAGGAGAAUGGUCUAGACUCCUUGAGUCAGCUAGGAAAGCCUAUGUUGACAGGAAGAUACACACUGCUCUUCUACAAUACUCAUUCGCUGCUGAACUUGGAUAUGAAGUUGCACAGAGUAAUGUGGCAUACCUAUUGGACAGAGGUGAAGUAAAUAUAUUUGGAUUCAAUGAAACAUACCAAAGAGCCUUGCUUCAUUGGCAAAGAGCUGCAGCACAAGGUUACACCCAUGCUAGAGUCAAGCUAGGUGACUAUCACUAUUAUGGUUAUGGGACCGAUGUGGAUUAUGAAGCCGCAGCUUUACAUUACAGACUUGCAUUUGAACAGCAACAUAAUGCACAAGCCAUGUUUAACUUGGGAUACAUGCAUGAACAAGGAUUGGGCCUUAAAAGAGAUAUUCAUUUGGCAAAGCGUUUUUAUGACAUGGCUGCAGAGGCCAGUCCAGAUGCUUAUGUCCCUGUUAUGCUGGCUUUGAUAAAACUUGGUGCUGUCUAUUCUUGGGAAUACCUCCAAGAGAAUUCAGAUGUACUAAAGACACUGGACAUGGAUGCAUUAUUUGGUCAGUACUGGGAUGUAUACAUCAUCACAGCUCUAUUAGGACUCAAUAUCAUGCUUGGGGUGCUUGUCUUAGCCAGGAGACACUUUGUUUAAUCCCCCUUCUUCUCAUCCUUACACCCCCCCCCCCUCCCUACUCUCUCUUCCCAUUCUUAUCCCCACCCUUCCAUUCUUCCUCUUAAUUCCCACCAAUGGACAUAGAAAUUUGACUGGGUAUUACUGUAAUGAGCCUUGAUUGUUCAUCAUCAUUUAAACCCAACCAGAAAGGAAGUAGAAUGUACAUGUAUAACGAAUUGAAUGUCCCCUUUUCCUUUGCCCAUCGUAGUAUAUGAAGUUGUCGUGACUGCUGGUAUCAUCCCAACAUGCAAAUACUUUGCCAAAUUAUGCUGUAAGGAUAAAAUGGUGCAUCCAUGUAACUAUCCCCCCCCCCCCUCCCACCUGCAACCAAUCUUGAUUACUUAAGAAACCUUGUUUCAUUGAAUAAAACCUGUGAAUGAUUGCAUUAUUUGAUUAUAGUUUAAGGCUAGUUUUGGUAAUGAAUACCUUAGAGGCGCAAUAGUAGGAUAAUCACCUCCCCCUUCCAUGGUUUGAUGGAAUGGUUUAUCUUCUUUGUUUUUGAUUCAACAUAUAAUCCAUUUCUCUUUCGGUCUUCUCCAUAAGAAAUAUGUGGCUCAGAUCACUUUACAUUGCAAAUUGCUUUUUAAACAUAUCUGUUUGAAUAGUUUUUUGCAUUUAAUUGAAGUAAAUAUGGCCUAUCUUGGCCAAAGGAUAAGGAUGGGUUGUACAUAUCUUUGACAUAUCUUUCAAUUUCCAACUAUUUUCGAUGAUGACAAUUACUUGUUAACCUUGUUCAGGAUAUAAAAUUUUGAGAGGACAUACUAUUUACACAUGGGUCAUAUGUUGGGUAAAUUCAAAUAUGACAGCCUAGUCUCAUUCCAGUUUUAGUCUAUCAUAUUUAUAUAUCUGUCAUUUCAAUUAUAUGGAUUUCUAUGAAUUUUUAUCUUCAAUUCAAUGAGUGCAUUAUUUGUUUGUUGUAAAUGUAAUGGCUUUAUUGCCAUAUAUUCUAUUAUCACAUUGGUUGUAAAUUAGAUAAUGUGAUUUAUUUGAAUUUGUUUUAUUUCUAUAUUUGAUCUCAAAAAGUUCAUUUAUUAAUAUUAUGAUUUACAUUAUCUAAUAUGAUGUAAAUCUGUGUUUGCUUUGGUUUAAGUUUGUAUGAUUUCAAUGGGUUAUCAAUAAAGCACUAAUAUAUAAGUAUUUAGUUAUUAUUUUUCAUCAUAACAAACAGUGCCUUAUAUUCUUUUUUUUUCAUGAGCUGUUUGUAGAAGUUUAUAUUUACCUUUCAUAUAGUGUAGAAAGAUAAUGUCAUCACAUCUAUUGGUUACUACGUAUCACCAUUUGUUAUUAAUACUUAACAAUUAAGUGUUUUCUGAUUGAAGGUGUUUUUUAUUGAAAUAGCCAUUAUUUGCAAAAGAAUUACAAAAAUAUAAAAUGCACAAUUAAAUGGAAGAUGAAUGAAUAUGAUAUCAGAAAAAAAGAUACAUAACAUGAUGUAGAAAUAUGAUUGUCAUAUUUAUUGACAUACAUUGUUCAGGUAGAAAAUCUAAAUGAUAUGCUUUGUUAUAGGUGGUUGAACUUAAUGAAACAUAGAUCUGAAUUCAUGCAAAUGGUAUCCAGAUGUUGUCUUGAUCUAUUUACACUUAAAUAUGCUGGAUACAUUUACAAAAAAGUAUGUUGAUGAGUUCAAUUCUGCCAAAAAUACCAUAUUAAUGAUUUCCGGAAAUGUUCUGAUUUUCAUUUCAUAUCUUCACCGUACAUGUUUAAUUAUAUCUACAUGUAGGAUAUAGGUUACUAGUGAUAGUUUGCUGAUAGAAAUGCAGUAAUCAUUGUGUUUAUUGUGAACCUGGUUAAGUAUAGUUAUGCCUUGAUUUAAAAAAAAUGAUUUGAAUAAUAUGACUUGCUUUCUCUAACAGAAAAUCAAUAACUGAUUGAAAUAUAUUAUGUUCUUACUUUCUAAUACAUCAUUUAGAGGUAUCAACAAUUCAAAUAUGCAUGUGUGAGGAAUAUGCCAUUCAAGAAUUCACACACAUGAAUAAUUGUUUUUAAUUAUUGAUUUAAAAAUGUGGAUGGAACCUCAGAUGUAAAUUAGUGAAUUUAACAACCUAUGUCCAUGCAUGAUACAUCUUGGUCUUUAAAGCUCUUGUGUGAAUUAGAGAAAUCACACAGCAAUUUGGAUCAUGACUUAGGUAUUGUAUUAAACAUGGUUCAAGGCUCACUAACAAAGCUCACUACAAAUUUUCUUCAGACUUGGUUAGACUUGGUAAAAGGUGUCUUUUUCCUGAAGAAUAUGAUGUACACCCUACUUUUUUCUGGAGUUACUAAAGAAAAUAAAGCAUUUCAAAUCUAGUAUAUCAAGCUCAUUGCCCCUUUAUUAAUUUCAAGCAAUAAGAAGUACUAGCACUUUAUCAUUAAUAUGGAUCUAACACUAUUUUUGCUCAGUUUCACUCUAGAAAGACAGUUACAUCAUAUUGCAUAAUUGCCAAUUAUUUGCAAACUACCCCCAAAUUAAGUGUGGGGCAUUUAACUUCAGCAUGAAAAUGUCAUUUAUAGCUCAUGAAUUAAUAUUCAGUGACAAGCAUAUAUAUCAAGCAGCCUUUAUUGGUUUAAUCUUAACUUAUUGUCAGUGAAACUCACCUUGUUGGGUAAUUAUCUAAUUAUCUACAUACUAAAAUAAAUUGGAAAAAUUCUUCAGUUGUCUGGAUCUGUUAUAUAACACCCAAUUGAUUCUAAACAAAGUAUGAAAUGAUUUGAAUAUUUCAUUUUUAUGUGAUUACAGCAACUUCGUGCAAAAUAACAAUAAUAAUAAAGGCUUAAGUACUCAACAUGAAUAUUUUUAUGGACUAAAAACUUUACUCUUCUUUUAUUUAACAGCUUCUAAAUAAUUUCAAUUGUAUUUCUCAUUUUUAGUGGUAGUAUAUAUGUACAAGGUGAAGGAAUUCAUUUUCAUUUCAUACAUGGGUGAGAUGGAUCAAACAGCCUGCCCUUGAUAAUACGAUAUAUUACUAUCAGGGACUUUAUUCCUGCGAAUGCUUUUAUCUUAUUAAUCAAGUCUCAUUUAGUUGAUGUAGGCCAUUAUUUGAUCGUAGAGACUAGGUUGACUUGCCCCUAUGUACACUGAAGAGAUUUUCCCCUUGGUGAGUAAUAUACCAUACAAUGAUGUUUGUAUUGUAUCUUCAAUAAGGAGACCUAUGAAAAAAUCAUUGUGUAAAAAUAGUGCUAAUGAAUAUAUUAUGUGUUUGGGUAAAUGAUGAAGAGAAAUAAAUUAAUUUAAAUGUUGUUAAA
Messenger RNA from Lytechinus variegatus (green sea urchin), 6790 nucleotides. RefSeq names its product protein sel-1 homolog 1-like. NCBI's taxonomy places the organism in Eukaryota, Metazoa, Echinodermata, Echinoidea, Temnopleuroida, Toxopneustidae. Gene Ontology annotation, cellular component: endoplasmic reticulum membrane. Gene Ontology annotation, biological process: ERAD pathway. The transcript has 18 exons. The record is from RefSeq and is a predicted model, not a curated record. Gene Ontology annotation, molecular function: protein binding.